AUGGCCUCGUUCUUCUCCACCACUGAACAGUGGAGUUACAGCUGCGAGUGUCAAAACCUGCCAGGUCGAAGCGUGAGGCGCUGCCAGGGGGCGCCGUCCAGGCCGAACGCUCAGAACCACGGCUGGAAGGGAACACAGCGUCGGGACCCGAGCCAAUCACAACCUCAUACAUCUGUCAGUGGAAUCUGCAUCGCUCAGUCACUGAAGAUUCCUCACGACCACAAACCGUCGGACUUUGAUAAAAUCAUCCGUCUGCUGCUGGACACGCGUUACGCCCGCGCCGUCAUCCUGUUUGCAUCUGACGAGGACAUCAGAGGGAUCCUGAACGCCAGUAAGCGAGCCGACCAGGUGGGACACUUCCUGUGGCUGGGCUCUGACAGCUGGGGCGCCAAGAACAGUCCCAUCCACCAGCUGGAGGACGCUGCUGUCGGAGCCGUGACCAUUCUCCCAAAGAGGGCGACCAUCAGUGGCUUCGACUCCUACUUCACGUCCAGGACGCUGGAGAACAACCGGAGGAACGUGUGGUUCGCUGAGUACUGGGAGGAGAACUUCAACUGCAAGCUGAUGAGCUCGUCCAGGAGAGACGAGAGCAGCAGGAAGUGCACAGGUCAGGAACGUAUCGGCUUGGACUCCAAGUACGAGCAGGAGGGGAAGGUGCAGUUCGUGAUCGAUGCCGUGUACGCCGUGGCCCACGCGCUCCACAACAUGCAGAGGGACCUGUGUCCACAGAACUCUGGCCUCUGUGUGGAGAUGGACCUGGCUGGAGGCAAGAAGCUGCUCAGGUACAUCCGCAGCGUCAGCUUCAACGGAAGUGCCGGCACGUCAGUGACAUUCAACCGUGACGGUGACGCCCCCGGACGCUACGACCUGUUCCAGUACCAGUGGAGCAACGUGACUGGGCCGGGCUACAGAGUCAUCGGACAGUGGACGGAGACGCUGCAGAUCAACAUGGAGGACAUGCAGUGGCCUCUGGGCGAGCGGGCCGUCCCCAGCUCGGUGUGCAGCCUGCCCUGCCGGCCCGGCGAGAGGAAGAAGGUGGUGAAGGGCAUGGCGUGCUGCUGGCACUGCGAGCCCUGCGAUGGUUACCAGUACCAGCUCAACGAGUUCACCUGUAAACUCUGCUCCUACAACAUGAGGCCCGACGCCAACCGCACAGCCUGCCAGCCCAUCCCCAUCACCCAGCUGGACUGGAGCUCGGCCUGGGCCGUGGUCCCGGUCCUCCUGGCGAUGCUCGGCAUCAUUGCUACGAUGUUCGUCAUGGCGACGUUCCUCCGGCACAACGACACGCCGAUCGUCCGCGCCUCCGGCCGCGAGCUGAGCUACGUGCUGCUCACCGGGAUCUUCCUGUGUUACAUCAUCACGUUCCUCAUGAUCGCCAAGCCGGAUGUGGGCGUGUGCUCGUUCAGGAGGAUCUUCCUGGGUCUGGGGAUGUGCAUCAGCUACGCCGCCCUGCUCACCAAGACCAACCGCAUCUACCGGAUCUUCGAGCAGGGGAAGAGGUCGGUGACGGCGCCGCGGCUGAUCAGCCCCACCUCCCAGCUGGCCAUCACCUCCAGCCUCAUCUCCGUGCAGCUGCUGGGCGUGCUGGUCUGGUUCGGGGUGGAUCCACCCAACAUCAUCAUAGACUACGAGGAGCAGAAGACCAUCAACCCAGAUCUGGCCCGAGGCGUGUUGAAGUGUGACACCACAGACCUGCAGCUCAUCUGCUCGCUGGGCUACAGCAUCCUGCUGAUGGUGACGUGCACUGUCUACGCCAUCAAGACCCGCGGCGUCCCCGAGAACUUCAACGAGGCCAAGCCCAUCGGGUUCACCAUGUACACCACCUGCAUCGUGUGGCUGGCCUUCAUCCCCAUCUUCUUCGGCACCGCGCAGUCCACAGAGAAGCUCUACAUCCAGACGACCACGUUGACCAUCUCCAUGAACCUCAGUGCGUCCGUGGCCCUCGGGAUGCUCUACCUGCCGAAGGUCUACGUGAUCCUCUUCCACCCGGAGCUCAACGUGCAGAAGAGGAAACGCUCCUUCAAAGCCGUGGUCACCGUGGCCACCAUGUCGACCCGACUCUCCCACAAGGCCCGGCCCAACGGCGAGGCCAAGACGGAGCUGUGUGACAACAUGGACGCCGACAGUCGAGCAGCGAAGAAGAAGAAGAGCGUGAGCUACAGCGACCUCGUGAUCUGA
Messenger RNA from Pleuronectes platessa (European plaice), 2178 nucleotides. Its product is annotated as metabotropic glutamate receptor 7-like. The transcript is spliced from 9 exons. The coding region runs from base 1 to 2178 and encodes 725 amino acids. Lineage: Eukaryota; Metazoa; Chordata; Actinopteri; Pleuronectiformes; Pleuronectidae. Gene Ontology annotation, biological process: G protein-coupled glutamate receptor signaling pathway; regulation of synaptic transmission, glutamatergic. Gene Ontology annotation, molecular function: group III metabotropic glutamate receptor activity. Gene Ontology annotation, cellular component: membrane. The record is from RefSeq and is a predicted model, not a curated record.